Molecule: messenger RNA, 1317 nt
Organism: Arabis nemorensis
Lineage: Eukaryota; Viridiplantae; Streptophyta; Magnoliopsida; Brassicales; Brassicaceae
Source: the annotation of a GenBank genome assembly
AUGACAGCGUUCCCAUCGUCUGCUCAUAUGGCUACGUGUGGCCUCUGGACGUCGCCGUCUUUUUCUCCCCGCCGGCGGUUCUGUAGCUUUUCUUGCAGUCGCCGAUCUCUCUCUCCGGUGUUCAGAUUCGGUAAAGAGCGUAUCUCACGAAGAGUCUCCUGCAGGUACGAGGAGAAGGAGAGGGAUCGGCCUCAAUCUUCGGGAAUUCAGGUCUACGGCGAGAUCGAGAGGUUACUGACGGAGACUGUUAAACAAUCUCAAAGUAGUUCCGCUGGAUCCUCUGACUGGUCAGAAGUCGAGGGAGCAUGGGUGAUCAAACCGAGAAACUCGAAACCAAAAAUGGUUGUUCAUUUCAUUGGUGGUAUAUUUGUUGGUGCAGCUCCCCAGCUUACCUAUCGAUUGUUUCUUGAGAGAUUAGCAGAGAAGGAUGUCUUGGUUAUCGCCACGCCCUAUGCUAGUGGCUUUGACCACUUCCUUAUUGCAGAUGAAGUACAAUUUAAGUUUGAUAGAUGCUGCCGAUAUCUACAAGAAACAGUGCAUGAUCUUCCAUCUUUUGGGAUCGGUCAUUCACUGGGAUCCGUCAUUCACCUUCUAAUUGGAUCAAGGUAUGCUGUGCAGCGAAGUGGGAAUGUUUUUAUGGCAUUCAACAACAAGGAAGCAAGCUUAGCUAUUCCUUUGUUCUCCCCAGUUCUUGUCCCGAUGGCUCAAAGGCUUGGACCACUGUUAUCACAGGUAGCAACAUCCCCAACUGUCCGCCUUGGGGCAGAGAUGACCCGAAAGCAAUUAGAAACUCUUAGUCCUCCCAUCAUGAAGCAAAUUCUACCAUUAUUGGAACAGCUCCCUCCCUUGUACAUGGACUUGGUAAAGGGAAGAGAAGAUUUUAUUCCAAAACCAGAAGAAACAAGACGCCUUAUAAGAUCUUACUAUGGAAUCUCUAGGAAUCUGUUGAUAAAGUUUGAGGAUGAUUCAAUAGAUGAAACAACAAUCCUAGCUCAGGUGCUUGGCGUGGAAUCAUCAAUAACCUCAAAGCUAGACAUGUCUAUCCGUACACUGCCAGGGGAUCACGGCCUCCCUCUGCAACAGGCUCUUCCGGAUGUUCCACCAGCAAUGGUAGAAGCGGUGAAUAGAGGAAGUGAGUUUUUGACGAAUAUUGCUGUUGGGACCCCAUGGGAAUCUGUGGCUAAAGAGGUUGGAGGUUCACUGGGAAAGGACUCAAAGAUCCUUCGUGCUGAAAUGUCCAAAGAUCUCGCCCUGCUUGUCGAUGCUGUUACUUCUUGGAUGGAUUCAAAUAUGGGUCCAAAACUUUUGAGACCAUAA